Parnassius apollo (apollo) is the source of this 1215-nucleotide messenger RNA. The record is from the annotation of a GenBank genome assembly. Lineage: Eukaryota; Metazoa; Arthropoda; Insecta; Lepidoptera; Papilionidae.
AUGUAUCCAAGUUACAGAAUUUCAAAUGAUGAAAAGGAUAUGAAACAUACUGAUGGUGGGGAAAAAAUGAGCCCAUCGAAACUGUAUUUUCAAAUUGAUAACAUAACGGAAGAGAAUAAUAUAAACAACGAAGAUGAUGUAAGAAGAACCUUAGAACCGUUGCCUUACGUGACGGCGUGUUUGUUUGCUACCGUCUUGGAAGAUGCUAUUACUACAAUGCGCAUUCUCGGAGAAUGUAACAACUCGCUUCGCGUAACAAAAACAAUGGCAGAUAUGGACGAACUGCUUGCGCUCAAGUUUUCUGUCGCCCCGGCACCCGUUAGUGAUCCUCUGCAGAAGAUUAAACCUUCCGACUUAGAACGCGGAGAGUAUAAACUGAACAAAUUGGAGACGGAUCGGAACUUCUUGCUCAACGUGCUUACGUCUACGUAUCUUGACUUGUCGCUGAAAAAGCGCUACCAAGCUUUAAUGGACUACGCGGACCAGAUGAUUGGUCGCGAAAAAUAUUUCUUAUCGCUGUUGGAAGAUGAAACGAGGAAUCGAACAGCUCGCCGCGAAUUAAACAGACAGAUCCGUCAGCAGCGCGUCCACGUAAAGUCCGUCACAUAUGACACCGAUAUGGCCAUAGAGAAGCUGAAAACGCAAGUGGAAGUAAGUGUUAACAAACCUUUAAAUUGCCGCAAAAGAUGUGAGUGCCAGGAUGCAGCCUUACACACGGAGAUUCAAACCCGCUACGUAGAGAACUGGGAGCGUUCUCGCACGGAGCAACACCAACAGAACAUAGCCGACAAGGAGUCGCCGGCCUCUAAUACCAUCGAAUCCUACAAAAUGCGUAUCGAUCACGAGCAGAGAGUACACAGCGAGUUUGAGCUGCUGACCAAUAUUAUUAUUAACGAAACUCUGAACAAGGUAGAAAAUUGGAUGGACAAAUACGACAAGGAUAUGGAAGCUAUGGACUUGAAAAUACAAAUAAUGAGAUCCGAUUAUGAAAACACCUUGGAAGAGAGGUUGAAGCUCGAGGAGACGCUGAAGAAGCACGCCAAUCUAAUGAAAGAAUGGGUGCAAUUCAAAGAAGAUCGCGAAAAAGCGCGCCAAUAUCGUGAACGCAUGUUUAACGCUGCAGUGGUCGUGCAGGCCUGGUGGAGAGGCCUGCUGGUGAGGCAGAAGCUCGGCCCGUACAGGGUGGUGAAGAAAAAGAAAACUGCCAAGAAGUAG